AUGGCCCGUGCAGCUCGCUGGCCCCAUGCACUCUGGGUAGCGCAGCAGAUGCAGGAGGACGGCAUAUCACCAAACUCCAUCACCACAACGUUGCUCCUCGUUGCGUGUCGCCCACAACGUUGGUGCUCCGCACUGCUUCUGCUCACAUCCGCGAUGUCACUCGCAGCCUGGAAUGUGGUUCUAGGGCUGGCCCCCACUCCGCGCUUGGCCUUCAAGUGGCUGAUCCAGAUGACGGAGUCUACGGUCAGGCCCGAUCCCGUCAGCUUCGGUGCCGUGGUCGCCAGCGCGAGUGCCGGGAGCUUCUGGCAGGAAGCCGUAAGUGCCAUGGAUUUGGGGCGGAGCAGCCUGGGAGAGAGGCCACUGCCGGGAGCUCGCUGCGCCACUCUCAGUGCCUUUGCCCGCUGCGCACGCUGGCGCACUGCACGGGAGGUCCUCGCAUCCACGACCUCACCAGGAAGAGAAGAGCUCAAUGCUGCAACGGGAGCCGUGGAGCUCUGGGCUGAUGCUCUGGCGAUACUUUUUAGUCAGCGAGAUCGUUCGGUGCGCCCGGACUCCUACGGCCGCAAUGCUGCAUCUACCGCGUCUGCUCGUGCUGGGCACUGGCGGCAGGCGUAUGCUCUGACCUUCCGGGUUGGUGACCUUGAUGCCGUUGGUAUCGGCACCAUCUUCAACGGGCUUGCGAUUACAGCAACUCCAGUUCCAGAGGCUUGGGCUCGAGCAUGGAGCCUUCUAGCACUGAUGGGAAGUCAAGGCAUGCUCCUGGACACGCUCGCUUUGAACGCCGGCGUCGCGCUGCCGCGCUGGCGGCGUGCUGCCGUGCUCUUGGCCGCCUUCCCGGCUUAUCAGCUGCGGCCAAACUCCAGCAACCAGACAGCAAGUGUAAGUGCGGGAGGAGUGGGAGCUUUGCCUAUGAUGAUGUGUGUUGAUAUGACACAGAAGGAAGGCACGACUACUUGCAAAAGAUGA
Messenger RNA from Symbiodinium necroappetens, 966 nucleotides. NCBI's taxonomy places the organism in Eukaryota, Dinophyceae, Suessiales, Symbiodiniaceae. The record is from the annotation of a GenBank genome assembly.